AUGGCAAGACCCAUCCCUGACAUCAACCUGCGGGACAUAUCAAAGCUUAACGAAGCGGACAUCAAACCUGCGAACAGCAGAACGUACAUUGACGCGGCAGUGGGUAGAAUAUCAGGGAGCAGUCCCAGCAGGAACCUCGUGGUAGGGACCUUGUCCGGGUGGUUGGCAGGAGUGACUGUUAUAAGAGUAGGCAAGGUUGCAGCAUUUGGCUUGGGCGGAAGUAUCAUACUCUUGCAUUUCGCGAGUGAGUAUGGGUAUAUUAAUGUGAAUUGGGAUAGGGUAAGGGAGUCUGCGGGCCGCAGCCACGCCUGGGUCGAGAAGAUUGUGCGGUUCGUGAGAGAUAACAGCUGCUACUCUGUGGGAUUUGUUGGUGGAUUCUUCUUUGGCAGAUCGAGCCUACCCGGAACACCAUUGUCAACUACCAUCACGGAACCACCAGAACGUCCGCCCAUACCACCAGACCCCAUUCCUCCACCAGCAACACCCAUAGCACCUCUACCAAAACCAAUGGAGCCAUUUAAACCAACGGAAGAACCAAAUCCUUUUUUAGAAAAGCCUACUUUUCUAAGUCAACCAAAACCUAUAUCACACUCUCCUAAAAUCUCCCCAUCAUCUAUACCCAACCCUAGUCCAAGCGUCACAGCUACCAAACAAGCAGAACCGGGAUACCCAAACUACAACAGCUAUUUGUACUCAAUACCAGGAUACUCGGCGUUUCAACCAGUGUCUUUUCCCGGAGUGGUACAACCCAAUCAGGCACCAAUAGUACAAAACGAAACUAGCAGCAACGAUUUUGUACCAUUUCCAACGAUGGCCACAAAAGAAAUCAUAGUAGAAGAAAAGAAAAACACUGAAACCAAACCGGACAUGGAAACUCAACCAAGUCAUUCACAAAAAGAUAUACUUAAGCCACAAACUGAUUUUGAAGAACAUUUCACACCUGAAAUCAUUCCAGCAGUAUCUGUUACUGAAACUAGUCAAAAAACUGAAUGCAAACUAAGUAUAACUUCUUUAACACAAGGCUCUGGAUCAACGGUGACCAUUCCUUCUCAAAUACCUAGCAAAGAUAAUAAAACUAAGACACCUGAACGGUUUAGUUUAAAGACAAGCAUUCCAAUAAGUAAAUUAGAUUUAAAAUGCGUCAAUACACCACCAGAUCCUAUAUUUACAAAUGCUGUUCCAAAAAAGGUACAUGCGAAUCAGCCCUUUCCGAAUCUCAAGCCUGACAACAGUUCGAGAGUAGAAAUACAAAGCAAUAUUAUUAUUAAGACAGCACAAGAAUCGGAAAAUACAGAAAUGAAACCAAAUUCACAAAACAACAGCAUUAGCACACUUAUUAAUGCUGCAGAAGCUAUUAAUAAAACAGAAGCUCAAUUUAAGAAGCCUGAUCCUAAAUCUGAAGUGACGAAUGAUGCUAAAGAUACAUCAACUCCACCGAUAACAACACAAGCAUCUAAUGCUAUUUCAAGACCAUUAUUCAACCCCAUUAACGUAGAAACUAACAAAAAUAAUUUUGUUAAUAAACCACCAGAUGGAUCAUUUAACGAACAAAAAAAUCAAAUAUUGUUCAUACAAAACAAAAAUACAUCGAAUCCUAAAAUGUUGCUAACCAUCCAGCAACAAAACCCUCAAGUUUUACUUCAAAGAACUAACUUCGAUUCAAAAAACCUGCAAGCUCCUUCACGAUUGUCAAACCAAAGUAAAAAAUGUAAAGAAGAAGUCGUCAAUGACAGCGGCAACUCGUCAAAAGUCGUUGCUUUAAAACGGCUCCAUCAAGAAAACUGUGAUGAAAAUGAUUUUGAGAACUUAAUUACAGAGAAUCAAAUAUAUGGUAAUAAGAUAGUCGUGAAGGAGAAGUCGCAGGGAACAUUACAAGAGCAAGACUUGAAAAAUAAGGCUAAAAUAGACAAGCCCAUACAAAAUGAGACAAAAAACGUUGUUUUACAGCCAAAUUUUCUAUACCUUAGUAACGUACAAUUCCCAGCAAAUUUGAUGAUGAUUAAAAAUAAUUCUAAAGUAACACAAAACAACGACAUAAUUAAAGCAAAUAAAGUAAUAUCAAAUGAAAAUAAAGUGUCAGAAUCAACUACUACAGUAACUAACGUAGAUUCUAAUUCACAAGUAAAAACUAAUAAAUCGCCAAAUAUUACAGUUAGCAAAGAGAUACAUGUGUUGAAGUCAAGUAAUAAUGUCCUACAAACGUUGUCAAAUAAAAAUAAUAAAACGGAUCUAGUAUUUCAAACAUCAAAUCAGAAAGUUAUAAUGAAUCCUCAAAUAGUAUAUCAAGUCCCAAUGAUCGUCGAAUCUGAUAAUAAGCUGAACCAGCCAUUUAUAAAUAUGGAUUAUUCUAAAUUUGUUAGCCAGAACAAAAAGGACUUUCCCAAGCCUUUCGAACAGAAUAAAACUGAUAAACUUUUUAUAGCAUGUCCUUAUCAGAUGGAUUCAAAAUUACAACCAAAGAUAGUUAUUACAAAUAUAAGACCCAAGAUCUCUAAAAUCGACGAAGUCAGUUCGUUAGAUAUAUACGAGAAACGAAAAAGACUGCGUCGGCUCAAAUAUUUGAGUAACCGUGAUUCAAAAGAACAAAAAGGUGAUGUAAAGAAAUCGCAAGAGAAAGAGAAAACAGACAUUCGUAAAAAUAUAAUAACUCCGGAAAAAAUGACUGCCGAGAUCUUCAAAGAGUUCGCUAAUUCGAAAGUUACUGUAGGUGAAGGAGUCAGUGAUAGCGACAGUGACUACGGUGAAGAUGAGUUGAAAGAAUACAACUCAAUUAUAAAGGAGUUCGCUGAGAAAACAGAAAAUGAUGUCGGAAAAGUGGAAUUUAUGUCUUGCCUCAGAUUAGCUACUCUUGAAACAUACAAAGAAAAAGAGCUAGAGCGUCAAGAGAAGAUUUUGAGAUGCGACUCUGUUGCGUCGGCGUACAUAGCAGCUGGUCGGCUGGAUAAAAUAGUCCACGAGGAGAUCGCACCAGAAGCGCCUAUUUUAAGAAAAGCCCUGGCUCCAAAGAAGAUUAAUGAUACAAAACCGAAAGAUCCAGAGAAUGGCAUCAGUUUGCAACGAAAACAAAUGUUCCUGUCUCAGCUGAAGUUGGUGCAAGUCCCGUCACAAUACAAAGAAGGAUAUGAGAGAGUCUGGCAAGUCAUUCUAAAGGAGAGGAAGCAGCGAGAGGGAGGUGUCCAUAACGACGCUAAAGUGAAGCAAACAAGACAAGACGUGGACUGGGAUACCAACGGGCAACUGAAGAUGCUGACCGAGAUCAAGAACUGUGUCAACGAAAACAACAACUUAGUCAAAAGGAGAUUGGAUUCCAACUCCAAUGGCAUGGACGGCGACAGCAUACGAGUGUUGGCAGAAAAGAAUUUUUCGGAGCUGAACAGACUUUCCAAGAUGGCCGACAGAAGCGUUAAGCUAUUCAGUGGCCAGGAGACUAGGAAACGAGAUCUCAAUCCUGGGUUCGACAGCGAGAAUAUCCAAAACCCCCAAUCAAAUAUUGACCAGAAGUGUUAUCCCAGUAUUAAUAUACCUAAUAUAUCUAAGAUUAUAUCGUUGAAGACGACACAGGAGCAGAAUACUGUGGUUUCGACACAAGCGACAUCUAUGGACGAACCACAGAGCUCCGCUGCGGGGGUGAAGGAGAUGUUUAGGGAAGGACGGAAAGCGAGCAGUGUUCAAGACUUCAGUUGUCAGGUGGAGGAAACAAUGCCCUGGCCGGGAUUGGAAACGGUCAUGAAGAGUUAUAAGGAGUUUGAUGCAGGUAUGAGGGAGAUAGCGGACCUGCACCGUCGCAACACGUCCCUACGAGUGGAGUGCGCGCACGUGACUCGCGCCGCGUCAAGGGACUCGGACCGUGCGCGCGCGCUGCUCGCCGAGCGACAGAAUUUAGCGAUUGAAGAGAAUACGCUGCCCGUGAAGGCGAACGCGAGACUGUUGGCAGUAGGAACCGCCAGCGACAGUGGCGCCCUCUGCACCGCGGCCAAAUACGACACCGAACCAGUCUGA
Molecule: messenger RNA, 3999 nt
Organism: Chilo suppressalis (striped riceborer)
Lineage: Eukaryota; Metazoa; Arthropoda; Insecta; Lepidoptera; Crambidae
Source: the annotation of a GenBank genome assembly